Macrosiphum euphorbiae (potato aphid) is the source of this 1422-nucleotide messenger RNA. Lineage: Eukaryota; Metazoa; Arthropoda; Insecta; Hemiptera; Aphididae. The record is from the annotation of a GenBank genome assembly.
AUGUUUUUGAAUACGCUCUGUUUGAAUGAAUGGAUGGUGAGGAAUUGGAUAAACUCUUCAAUUAAUGGAUUACCUCAAUCAACAAAGAAUAUAAAGAAUAAUAAUUUACAAAACAAUCUAAAUUUGGAAUUUGAUAAUGAAGAGGAAAUUGAAGAACCUAUACCACGAGUAUCAGUGUCUGUACGACAUAAUCAUCUCAUAUCUUGGUUUGGGUCUUUGCCGAAAAUGCCCAGUCAUUAUUGUCGAAAGAGGUCUGAGAGACUAUACCUUGAGGGUCCGUUUAAUAGCAAACAAGAAGUUUAUGAUGUAUAUUUGUUGAAAUGUAAAGAAGAGAAUAUGAAACCAUUAAGUAGAAGUUUUUUCUCCAGAUUUAUGACACAAAAAAAAUUUUCCAUAUACCAACCUAGAAAAGAUUUAUGUGAUACCUGCUCAAGUUAUAAAGUCAAACAAGUAAAUGAAGAAAACUAUCAGCUACAUAUUGCUCAAAAAAAUCAAGCCCGAGAAGAGCUUAAAGUUGAUACGCUUGAUGCAGUUGCUUUCAAAAAAAUAGUCUUGACAAUGGAUUUACAAGCUGUGAAACUAUGCCCUGCGCUGAAUGCUAGUGCCUUAUAUUACAGCAUGAAACUUAAAGUACACAAUUUUACAGUCUAUAAUUUAGAACCUAACCACCCUUGUUCUAAUUAUUGGUGGGAUGAAAGUCAAGGGGAACUCGAAGCAUCGGUAUUUACAUCAAUUAUAUUGAAUCAUAUUAAACAACAAUGCAUAGAUGAGACUCAAAAUAAAAAAAAAGACAUUAUUAUAUACUCGGACGGUUGUGGGUAUCAAAACCGCAACACGGUAUUGUCCAAUGCGUUACUUAAAUUUUCUAUAGAAAAUAAUGUUAUUAUAGAACAAAAGUUCCUUGUCAAAGGACAUACACAAAUGCCAUGCGACAGUGUACAUAGUUCAAUCGAACGUACAAUAAAAAACAAAGAAAUCUAUUUGCCAUCUGACUACAUGAAACUAACAAAACUAGCAAGGAAAAAUCCAUCACCCUAUGAAUCCCACUCUGUUAACUAUUCAGAUUUCUAUGACUACAAAAAAUUGAAUUAUUAUAAGUCUAUACGACCUGGGCGAUCAAAGGGUGACCCUGAAGUUCGAAAUAUAAGAGCUCUUAAAUAUGAUCCCACAACCAAAAAAAUAUAUUACAAAAUAAAUUUUGAACAUGAAUAUACAGAAUUACCCCAGUACCAUCGAACAAAAAAAACUAUAGAUCUGUCCAUCAACACACCUUGUUUGUAUAAUAGCAGAAUUCCUAUUACUCUUUCCAAGUGGAAUGAUCUCCAAAAAUUAAAAACUGUUCUGCCAACUGAUGUCCACGAUUAUUAUGACAAUAUACCUCACUUAAAGACUUAUAAAGAAAGAAAAUGUGAUAAAAUUUAG